Molecule: messenger RNA, 4251 nt
Organism: Cyphellophora attinorum
Lineage: Eukaryota; Fungi; Ascomycota; Eurotiomycetes; Chaetothyriales; Cyphellophoraceae
Product: Paired amphipathic helix protein pst1
Exons: 7
Coding region: 1-4251 (1416 amino acids)
Biological process (GO): negative regulation of transcription by RNA polymerase II
Cellular component (GO): chromatin; Sin3-type complex
Molecular function (GO): transcription corepressor activity
Source: RefSeq, a predicted model, not a curated record
AUGAAUCAACAUCCGUCCGAUGGAUGGCGCGGCCCAUCUGGUCCGCCAGCAUCGGACGCGCCAGGUCAAGGCAGACCGUUUGGUGCAUUUGGAGCACCAUCAGGACCGCCACAAGGACCCUCACAUGUACUACCACCGCCACCGGCAUCCUAUCAUCAGCAUCACUCGCAGCCCUCGGGUGGCCAGAGCCUCUCCAUAGCCGACCUGACCCAGGCACCAAAGCACCAGUACGACAGUCGCCCAUCUCAACCACCAGGGCAGCACAUGCCACCUCUCAGCCACGGCUUGACGCAACACUCCCCGCCAUAUCGCAAUCGCGAGCAAGAGCGCGAUCGGAGAGAACGCGAGUACCACGAACAAGAGAUGCGCGAGCGCGAUCGUGAGCUGCUGCAGCAACGACACCGCGAUGAAAUGCUCGCACAAGAGAGGCAAGAACUCAUGCGACGAGAGCAAGAGCAGCCACGGCCAGUUCAGAGCCAUGCUGGAUCCCUUCCCUUGCAUCAGCCUGUCGCCAAUAAAGUCCAGAACACCAUCCAUGGCCCAAAUGGCAUCCUCUCGAACAAUAAUGCUGGAGGGCCGGCUUCGAAUGGGCCCAUGUCUGGAGGACCUGGUGGUAUAUUUGGACCAGUAUCUACUGCCGAUCAACGAGCCCCAUUUCUGCAGCCACAGCCUCAGGGACUGGGCGGGCAACCUCAACCACCACCUGCUUUCUUGGGUGGUCCUUCGCCGAUAUCAGCAGCGGCGCAACUGCCACACGGACAGCAACCCAUAUUGAAUGAUGCGUUGAGCUAUCUGGACCAGGUCAAGGUCAAGUUCAGUGAGCAACCUGAUGUGUACAAUAAGUUUCUCGACAUUAUGAAGGAUUUCAAGAGCCAAGCGAUUGAUACACCUGGCGUCAUUGACCGGGUCUCCAACCUCUUCGCAGGCCAUCCGUCACUGAUACAAGGCUUCAACACCUUCUUGCCGCCAGGCUACCGCAUCGAAUGCGGUACUGCCGACAACCCGGACGCUAUCAGAGUCACUACGCCUAGUGGGACCAUGUCUCUGCAAGGCCGCGGCUGGAUCCGUCAAACCUACAACGCCUCGAACGGCGCUGUCAGACCCGUUUCGCCGGCCCGAGAUCCUGCACAACUCGGUGCUGAUGCGAAGAGAGGCGGUCCUGUCGAAUUCAACCACGCCAUAAGUUAUGUGAACAAAAUUAAGAACCGAUUUGCGACACAGCCCGAAAUUUACAAACAGUUCCUUGAGAUCCUGCAGACUUAUCAGAGAGAAGCAAAGCCGAUCCAAGACGUCUACGCACAAGUCACUACUCUGUUCGGGUCCGCGCCUGACCUUCUUGAGGACUUCAAGCAAUUUCUGCCAGACACUUCUGCGCAAGCUAAAGUGCAAGCGAAUUCGAGAGUAGCCAUGGCGGACGAACUCAACAACGUGCGAGGUGAGCCGGGUUAUAUACCUCAGGCUCAGACUCCGCGACCAACAGCGAAAAUGCCACCUAUGGGCCAAUUCGAUCCUCCUAGCACAAGCAAGGACAACAAAAAGCGACGUGGUGGCCCUUCCGGUCAGAACGGUCCAUCUGCGAUUGAUGCUGCUGCUGGCUCGAAUCGCAUCGUCCAGGUCGGCAAUGCCAACAAGCGCCAGAAGCUCUCAAAUCAGCGUCAGCAACAGACUGAAGCGAUCGUCACUUCGCCGUCAUUGACUCCAGCACUUCCUGAACCUAUGGCACCCUUUCCGAACAUUACCAGCUCACUUGAGGAGCUCGGCUUCUUCGAUCGUGCAAGGAAGCACAUCAACAAUCGAUCCAGCUAUUCUGAAUUUCUCAAGCUUGUCAGCCUGUACACAAUGGACAUCAUCGAUAAGUACUCCCUAAUCGACAGAGCGCAUGGCUUCUUGGGUACCAAUCUUGAGCUCAUGUCCUACCUUCGGGACUUCUUGAACAUCGAAGAUCAAGAAGACUCCAUCGAACUCAAGACUCGCAUCGAUGCGGGACGAGUGAAUCUGUCGCACUGUCGCGCAUAUGGCCCAAGCUAUCGUCAUUUGCCCAAGCGGGAUCAAAGCAAGCCGUGCAAGGGCCGCGAUGGAAUGUGCUACGAAGUACUCAACGACGUCUGGGCUUCACAUCCUACAUGGGCCUCCGAAGAUUCUGGCUUCGUCGCUCAUCGAAAGAAUCAGCAUGAGGAAGCUCUUCAUAGAAUCGAGGAGGAGCGACACGACUACGACUUUCAUAUCGAAUCCGGCCAACGCACCAUCCAGCUUUUGGAACCACUUGUGCAGCAGGUCUGUGCCAUGACUGAGGCUGACAGAAGCAAUUUCAAGCUCCUCACUGGCUUUGGCGGCGCAAGCGAGUCCAUUCCCAAGCGCGUCAUCAAUAAAAUCUAUGGUCGUGAGGCUGGAGGUCGAAUUCUCCACGAACUGUACACCAAGCCGCUUGCAGUCAUGCCGAUAGUGCUCAAUAGGCUCAAGCAGAAGGUUGAGGAGUGGAAGGCCACCCAGCGCGAGUGGGAGAAGGUAUGGCGAGAUCAGAUCAACAAGCAGUUCUGGAAGAGUCUUGACCAUCAGGGUAUCAACAUCCGAAGCAUUGAUAAGAAGGCAUUUCAAUCAAAGCAACUCGUCGCCGAUAUCCAGCACAAGUACGAGGAAGCGAAGAAGAAGCGCGAGAACGGCGAAGCCACCAAACGACAUCACUUGGAGUACAAAUUCGAGGAUGUCGAUAUCAUUGUCGAUGCCACUCGUUUGAUGCUUGUCACACUGGCCCACGAUCGAAAUGAUAGGAACGGCUUCAGUCAGAGCGAUCAAGAGAGGGUCCGCGCUUGGCUCCUGGACUUCGUACCACGCUUCUUUGGUCUCAAUCACGAAGACUUCAUCGAGUCAGUCCGCUUCGAGGUCGAUGGCCCAGCUGACCAAGACGGCAAUGAAAGCGACGAAGCUGGUCCCCGCAGAGGGCGAAAGGGCGGCCUGCUUCGAAAUAUGUUUGCCAAGCGUAAUGGGAAUACUGACAGCGCAAUGAACAGCAAGGAAUCGACGCCAAUGCCCACGACAGAGCACGAGAUGGAUGUUGAUGAGGAACUAGCAGCCUCUGAUACAGAGGAGAAGCCCUUACCAAUCUGGAUCAAUCUGGCUUACGCACCUGACGCAACCCAGGAUAAAUCGGCACUCAAAGAGGUCUACCCCGAGGAAGUCUAUGAUCACUCCACCUUCAACCUAUAUGCGAACCAAAACAUCUACUGCUUCUUCCGCAUGUUCGAGAUGCUUUACACAAGACUGCUCGGCAUCAAGAACAAUGAGAGCCAAGUUCGCGAAGCCAUCAAACGUCACCACGCUGUGGAGGAGAGGAAAAAGAUCGCCAUCGAUCUUAGGAUGGUCGACAAAGGUCCCGAGUACUUCUUUUCGUCUUUGAAAGCCACCAACGCCCAUCACUUCUACCAUGAGAUCCUUCAGCAGAUCGAGGAAGUCAUUCAAGGCAACACAGAGUUGACACACCUCGAGGAUACUCUUCGACGGUACUACAACAAGACUGGCUGGCAGCUGUACACCGUCGACAAACUUCUCACCAACCUCCUGCGCUACGUCGCCAACAUCCUGCUUGGUGAUGUGAAAGAUAAGAGUGUCGAGAUCACCAACCUUUUCUUCAAAGACCGUGAGCGACAAGAAUCCACCCGACGUCAGGAGCUCGAAUACCGCCGACAAGUCCAGAACAUGACCAAGGACAAGGAAGGCGAAAUCUUCUGCAUCGGUUACACUCCCGAGGAAAAGCAAUGCACGAUCCGUUACUUCCCCAAGGACGACCCGACCUUCGACUCCGACGCCCUGACCGACGACCAGCUCUGGCAGUACUACGUCGCCUCCUACGCCAUGCGCGAACCCACCGAAGGCCUUGAUCUGAGCAUUCUGCGCCAGAUGUACUUGCAAAGAAACGUGCCGCUCCAACCAGUGAACCUUGACCAAGCAAUGCGUGAGGCAAUCCUGAACUGUAAAUAUGUGGACGACCAGACCGCAUUCAUUAGCCCGGACACCUACAAAUUGCUCCUGAGCCACGACUACAUCCUCGAUCGCGAACCGAUGACGCAAGCGAAUACCUACACGGAGGGCCAGCGUCUGGCGAACAAGGCGUUUGAGAAGACGUUCAAGGAGGGUCCUCUUUUGAUGGAAUCAGACGGUACACUGGAGUCGGGAGCAGAACCAAACCUGUGGGAUGCACAUGUCGCUGACGGGUUCGAACCGCAGCCUGAUACUUCAGACGAGGAGAUGUUAUAA